Messenger RNA from Megalopta genalis, 894 nucleotides. Its product is annotated as mitochondrial import inner membrane translocase subunit Tim29. Gene Ontology annotation, cellular component: TIM22 mitochondrial import inner membrane insertion complex. The record is from RefSeq and is a predicted model, not a curated record. Gene Ontology annotation, biological process: protein insertion into mitochondrial inner membrane. NCBI's taxonomy places the organism in Eukaryota, Metazoa, Arthropoda, Insecta, Hymenoptera, Halictidae.
AUUUAUUAUUAGUUUAUUUAUUGAUCAGCUUUACGAAGUUUUAUUUAAAAUGACAAAUUUUUAUGUUUAAAUUAUGGAAAAUAUGAGAAUAUCAUGAGUUCAGUGACUAAAGUUAACCUAUAUGGUUCUUAACAACACAUUUAACCUAUGUACUUUCUUGCGAACGUGUUUCGAAUAGAACAAAAUACAUAGUGUGAAUGAAUUUAUGUUUCCGAGAUUUUUAAUGUCAUAAUUGACCAACAUGAGUUACAAGCAGCUUGUUCAGUUACAAAACUACAAAUUCAUUUCAAAAUUGAAAAAUUCAGUUAAUGACAUUUCUCAGAAAGUACAAAACUUUGAAACACCGGAAAGACUAAAAGGAACAUUUCUUGAGCGAUGGGGAAGAUAUUGGAAAGAUGUUUACAUUGACUACAAGGAUGUAGCAGAAAACGUUGUUAAAGAAUGCAAAGUAAAACCAAUAAAGGCUACAACAUAUACAACUCUUACAGCACUAUGUGUGUGUUUAAAUAAAUACAAUCCAGAUGAAUCUUCCUUUCAAGAACAAUUAUUACAAAAUACUAUGAAAUUAAUGCAAGUUGGAGAACCCAUACGAAAUCCAGUAUCUGAAAAUCAUGUCAAGUGGCUAGGACAAUGUUAUAAUGAAGGAAUCAUACGACGAUUAAAUUUAGGUAUUUUUUCAAUAAUGUGGGUAGGCAACUAUGAUGAAGCAUGUUCUUUAUAUAAAACAGUGUGUUCUUAUUUACAACCUCAGUAUAUAACGUUUCAUCAAAGAAUAGUCGAUAUAGGAAUCUUAGGUAAAUGGUGGAUCUUAGAGGAUAGAAUGAAAGAUUAUGAUAUAAAUGAACUAGAAUUUAGCGAUGUAAAAUAUGAACAAAAUAUCUAAUUUAAUGUAAA